Messenger RNA from Parascedosporium putredinis, 3279 nucleotides. The record is from the annotation of a GenBank genome assembly. NCBI's taxonomy places the organism in Eukaryota, Fungi, Ascomycota, Sordariomycetes, Microascales, Microascaceae.
AUGAGACGUUCAACCGUCUUCCUCCUGCUUUUGCAGGGCGUUGCGGUGCUCGCAUCUCACGAUCAAAAAGUCCUCUCCGACAAAAAGAGUCCCGAAUCGAUCAAUACCGGUAGUACCGAGCGCUCAAAGUCCGCAUGGGUUGUCGACGACACUCCUCCGCCUAUUCGGCAACCAGCCGCCGACCUCGUUGACGAUGCCUUGGUGCACCUGAACAAGAUUCCCGACGCGAAGCACCGUCGACGAAACCAAGCCCCUGGCCUUGUACAUCAGCUCAUCGACCUCGUAUACCAGCUCAUCUUUACCUGGUCUGUUCCCGCGUCACCACAAUCGUCUUCAAAGUCACCUCCAACGUCAGCUCGUGGGCCGCUUUACGAUGCAGUCGACCUUCUCCAACAGGCGGCCCAGCGCAACAAUUCCGAUGCCCUCUAUCUCUUAGCCGACAUGAACUUCUACGGCAACUACUCUCACCCUCGAGAUCUCGGCCGGGCUUUUUCCUACUACCAACAGUUGGCGUCGGACCACGGAAACUCGACCGCUCAGUUUAUGUUGGGGUUCUACUACUCGACAGGCAUCGGGAGCGUUGUCCCUAGGAACCAGGCCAAGGCCAUGCUUUAUUAUACAUUUGCUGCCGCAAAGGGGGAUGCACGAGCGGAUAUGGCCGUGGGCUUCCGACACCACGCUGCUAUCGGCACGCCCAAGAAUUGCGAAUUGGCGGUGAAACACUACAAGAGGGUCGCUGAGAAGGCUAUCGAUUGGUACAGGGCCGGGCCUCCGAUGGGAAUGUCCUGGGUCCACGAAUCCUGGCGGAUAGCGGACGAUAACGGUGGCGCCUACGGUCGGGGUGCUAGCGCCGCAAGCUCCGGUCUCAACGCUAUCAAGGUCAACAUCCACUCGGAUACGAACGCCGCUAUCGACGAUGUUAUCGAAUACCUCGAUCUGCUCUCAAAGAAGGGCGACUCCAAGGCCUCCCUCAACCUCGGGAGGAUUUAUUAUGAAGGCCAGCGUGGCCAGGAGCGAAGCAUGGAGGAUGCCAAGAGGUACUUCUUCACGGUCGCGAAAAGGUACUGGAAGAACGACGGACGUGUGCUUGACAACUACAAGAUCGGCAUCGAGAAGACGGCGGCCAAAGCAGCUGCCUAUAUUGGCCGCAUGUACCUACGCGGCGAAGGGUUAGAGCAGAGCUUCGACAAGGCCAAGAUGUGGUUUGAGCGAGGGAGGUCCCUAGGCGAUUCCUCCUCCAUGCACGGCCUGGCUAUCAUGCUCAUGAACGGCUUCGGGGUAAAGAAAAACGUCGCGCUCGCCACGGAGCUGUUCCGGACGGCCGCCGAUAAGGAUUACGCACCCGCGCAGAUAGAGCUUGCGGUUCUGUAUCUUGACCAAGGCGGCGCCGAAGACGUUCGCGUAGCGAACAGCUAUUUUGAGCUGGCUGCCCGCUACGGCCUUAUCGAAGCCCAUUACUAUCUCGCCGAGCUAGUGUUCCAAGGCGUCGGCCGCGACAAGAACUGCGGGCUGGCCACGCAAUACUACAAGGGCGUUGCGGAAAAGGCGGAGCCUUUGGUUUCCUCUUGGGGCGAGGCCAACCAGGCCUACGAGGACGGCGACUACGAAACUGCGCUCUUGCACUACCUCAUCAUGGCGGAGCAGGGUUACGAGAAGGCCCAGAACAAUGUCGCGCACCUCCUAGACCCCGAUCAGUCCCGAGUGUCCCUUGCUCCUAGCCUUGCCCAGUCUCUACACAUGCCUCUGCUCGCCGGCCGUCCCUUGUCGUCUUCGCCACUCAUGGAAGAUCCGUCCAUGGCGCUCGUGUACUGGACCCGAUCGUCGCGCCAGGGCAACAUUGACUCGCUGUCUCCCCGCGCCGUGCAAUGCUACACAGGCGCUGCGUCGUACUCGCAAAGCGCGCAGGCGCUCUACAAUCUGGGCUGGAUGCAUGAGAAUGGUAUCGGUCUGACGCAAGACUAUCACCUUGCUAAGCGAUACUACGAUCAGGCCCUCGAAGUCAACGAGGAGGCCUACCUGCCAGUCACGCUCAGUCUUCUUAAGCUCCGACUCAAGAGCGCGUGGAACACCUUUACCCAUGGCCCCAUCCACUCGAUCCAGGACGAUCCCAAACCGAAGAAGGAUUGGUCGCUCUCCGAAUGGAUCAGCAACUUUAUCAAGGACGGCACAGACUAUUACGAAGAUAGCCUUUACGAUGACAUCUUUGACGACACGAUUGGUGACCGUGAAGGCGGCCUCGACGACGACAGCGGUCUCGAGAUUCUCUUCAUCUUUGGCAUUUCUAUGGCGCUCGUGGGACUGUUGUAUUAUCGACAGUAUCGCCAGCAACAAGAGCACACCUAUGUCCUCGACGUGGCGCACCUCCCCGGCGCCGGGGCCGUAGCCUGCAUCACGACCUCGCAGCGUCUCGCCCUCUUGACGCCGGAUCUGAAGACGGAGGCGCGCGCCGCACUGGGGCCUAGGCACGGAAACCUGACGUUGCUCCGGGUCGUGGACGCUGGGGCGGGGACGAUCUGCACGGCGGGCGAGGACGGGAGCGUGUCAGUCUGGGACACGAGAAAUAGGGAUGCACAUGUCGCGAGGUUCCAAGCGGCCCAAGCUCCCAUCACGGCGCUGGCGUGCGAUGCUGGCUCCCAUACAAUCGCUGUUGGUACGGAGCUUCAAGAUCACAACGCUUCUAUAGUACUCUGCGAGCCCUCGCAGAAGAGGGUGUACACGGAAGUCCACAGCGACGAUAUCACAGAGCUCAAAUUCCACCCCACGGAUGCGAACAUCUUAUUAUCCGGCUCGACGGACGGUCUAAUCAACCUCUGCGAUACGCGAAUCAGCGAUGAGGACGAAGUCGUCAUCCAGACCUUCAACCACGACGCCUCCAUCCACCGCGCGGGCUUCCUAAACGAGACGGAUGUGUUUGCGCUUUCUCAUGACGAGCGGUUUGCCAUAUACUCCAUGGCCGAAGAGCAGGAGAAAGGCGUGGCGAUCGCCGAUUUCGGAAACGUGAGGGAAAAGGUUGGGUGCCAGUAUGUGGCAAACGUCUCCGCAAAGAUGGACGGGAGUGGCGCAAUCAUGGGUGUGGGCGCUCAAGACCAACACCUAUUCAGCCUCAUCCAUCUCUCUAAGAAUGGAUCUUCAUGGGAGCUGAACGCCGAUGCGCGGGUGAACCUCCCUGGCGCCCAUGGCGAGGAGAUUGUUCGGGGAUUCGGCUUCUUUGACGAAGAACAGGUGGUGUAUACCUGCGGCGAAGAUGGUAAAGUAAACGCCUGGCACCCAGGAAGCUGA